Molecule: messenger RNA, 2229 nt
Organism: Purpureocillium lilacinum
Lineage: Eukaryota; Fungi; Ascomycota; Sordariomycetes; Hypocreales; Ophiocordycipitaceae
Source: RefSeq, a predicted model, not a curated record
AUGGAGGAUAGCCCGUCGUCUCUCAGCUCACAGUCUGCUCAGCAGCAUGACACUCGCAUCAGCAGCCCGCUCAACCGUCGCUCGAAGCGCGGGAGAUACACGCCGGUCGCAUGCAACGAGUGCAAGAAACGGAAGCUCAAGUGCAUUCCAACCGGCGAUGACAACUGCCAGCGAUGCAUCGCCGGUGGCAUCGCCUGCGUCUUCGGGUCGCGGCCGCAACCGCAGGCCUCCAAGACAGCGCGUCUCGCCAACAUGAAGAUGCAUGUCCUCGCCGAUGCGUCCAGCCACCACCAUGUCCGUGCCCUGACGGAUGAGAUGGCGCAGCUGCGACAGCAGGUUACGGACCUCGCCGAGUCUGUCAGGGAGCUCAGAGAAAAUGCGGAAAUAUCGCGACCACAGAACACCUCUUGCGUUGCAGCGGCCUUCGCCACCUCACCUUCCAAUGUCGGGUCGCGGGAUAAUGCACCCAAGCACCCACACUUCAUCGGCCCUACACGCCCAGCUUAUGGGCUCGUUGUAGCAGAGCGCUCACUUACACGGAUGGGCAUCCAAGCUCCAGACUCCGCCAAAUCUACGUCACUGUCGUCCAGCCGAGCCGAUUCCCCAUUAGCAGGGGAAGCGAUGGAAGAUGAUGGGUCUCCCGCCACGGAUGCCGAGUUCUGGGCCAGCUGUACGCCUGACGAAGUCGCUCGCCUGCUAGCCGUCUUCGAAGAGGAGGUCGAGUCAGUGUACCCCUUCGUCGACACGAUCGAGCUUGCCUCGCGGGCCGAGCAAAUCUUGCGUCGAAUACGGAAUCCGGACGCAGCGGACAACCAAGCGCACGACAGACAACAGGCUCCGCUAAGUAGCCUGGAUGUCGACAUGGUCAAGCUGGCCGUUGCCACUGCCGUGGCGGUAGAGGCGCAUGGCAAGACAGCGCUGAGCGCAUCCAUCGCCGAGUCGGUCGAGGACCGCCUAUCGCGCAUAUCCCGAAGCCAAGUUGAGCUGAAAGGGAUACAGCUGCUGACCAUGCUGAGCAUCUACCACUUCCACUGCGACGACGAGCUUCUUGCGUGGCGUACCAUUGGCGUCGCUGCCCGAGAAGCCCUCGAAAUGGGCUUGCACCGUCGCCGGAGCCUCUUCGACAACUUCCGCGACGCCCACUCGCGUCGCGAUGCAAUGCGUGUGUUUUGGUGUGUGUACGUGCUUGACCGUCGCUGGAGCUUUGGGACAAGCCUGUCCUUUGCGCUCGCCGACCGUGAUAUCGACCCUGCAUUGCCAGAGCCCGACGCAGAUCUGGCCUAUCUUCGUUGCAUGAUAAGCUAUGCACGCCUGUGCUCCAAGAUAUGGGAUGCGAUUCCGCCGUUCGGCUCUCCCUCACCAGCCAUCCCAACCGAAGACGUUCAUGCACUCGACCUCAGCACCCAAGUCUGGCUCGACUCCAUUCCAGCGCAUCUCCAGAUACGGCAUCCACGUAUGCUCGGCGCGACGGGCUCCAACAUGUCCCAACCGCGCGUGCUGCAUCGCCUUCGCGCGCUGCUCUACCUCCGCGGCAACUACACUCGCAUCUCCAUCUACCAGCAUUACCUCUUGAGCCCCGCCAGCAUACAGGCGAACCUUUCCUCCGCGCGACUCGUCGUGGAUAUCGCACGGGAUACCGUGCAGGUUCUCGUUCAUCUCAACGCCACGACAGACGUUUACUCGCGCCAGCAGAAUGCCUUCAACUACUUCCUGCUAAGCGCGUUUGCCGUCAUGACUUUGGCAGUGUGCCAUGCGCCACAUCAUUUUGCAAGGACAUGCCGAGAAAGUCUUCUGCAGGCAAUUGAACUCGUCAAGGGGUUUUCGCGCCAUAGCGUGGCGAGUAGGAGGCUGUGGAACAGCAUUCGGGAGCUGUUGCCACGGCUGAAAAGCCUACAGAUGCAGAGCUCAGAAGGUCCGCAGGCGGAUUCGAUGCUGCAUGCAACUGGCAAUCACACUGCCGCCGGUUCAGAGACCCGACGAGAAGCUAGCGCCGACAUGGACGCACCAAUGGACUUGGGACAGUUUCACGACGACGGUGGAAUGCAACUGUCCUUGAUUCCCGAAAUGACAGAGUUUAGCUCGGAUCUCCUGGACUUGUUCGACACGCUGGGGCAAGGGCAAAACUUUGGGGACUCGUUUGGCGCCGACUUUUACGAUCCCUCGGGAGGAUUUGAGAUGCAAUCGGACGGGCUGGGAAUCUCGCGUCGCUUCCUCCAGGGCCUGAUGUGA